AGCUGCUGGGCCGGUUGUUGGUGAUGCAACCAAUCAGAUCAAUCUGAUGCGGGUGCUGAAUUCCGACUAUCUCUACAGAGGCACAGUAACUAAAGUCGUCGAGGAGGUGUGCCGUACGCUUGUGACUCAGUCCAUCGCCCACUCACUGUACACACCUGCCCUGGAGGAGAUGCCUGUGUACUACCAAGGACAGACUAUCGCUGUACUUGUCCCAGAUGAUGAUCCGCUGGCACCCGCCUCUAUGCUGGCCACGGGUGUAGCAGGUGCUAUUGGGGGCGUUCUGCUGAAUCCCAUCGAGGUAAUCCACACUCGAAUGGUGUUACAGCGCAAUGUAAGCGACGCAAAGUACCAAAACAUUCUGCAGGGGUUAGCGCUGGUUUAUGAUGAAGAGGGCCUGGAAGGUCUGUUUGCUGGGUGGCAGCUGGCUGCCAUUGCGCAUGGGGUGCUGCCUGUGCUGAGUGACAUAGGAGAUUCUCUGCUGGCUGAGUUGUUUGAGGGGGUGUAUGGUGACGAUGGAGUGUCUAGUGUAGGCUAUGUGUUGUGCGAUAUACUUUAUAACCUGGCUGUAUUGCAGAUACAGAUGCCGCUGGAGGUCAUGCGGCGGCGCUUGUACGUGCAAGGGGCCUUGAAGCAUGGGUUUCACCCUGUAACCAAGGUAACGCGCACUGCCUACACAUCCACCGCAGACAUCGCCACAAGGAUAUACGCCGAAGAAGGGGUGUCGACAUUCUUCAGUGGGUUUGCCACACACUUUGCGGCAGCGACGGGUGCCAUUGUACUGUACAUUGGUCUUCAGCUGGCAGGCGAAUGAGUGCAUUUCAACUCAGUUUAUAAUUUAAAAAAAACCAAGUUACAAUCCCUUCAUUCCGAGACUAUUUACACGUGGCAAUAUCAAUACCUUUGAACUGAUUUUGAGAAUAUUGGGUUCUGCUUUGGGUUUGAACAUUCUGUGUUUGUGUAUUUUGGUUUUGAAAAAAGAAAUAAAAAAAAUUUAAAAAGCCG
Molecule: messenger RNA, 1002 nt
Organism: Sphaeroforma arctica JP610
Lineage: Eukaryota; Ichthyosporea; Ichthyophonida
Exons: 6
Coding region: 47-811 (254 amino acids)
Biological process (GO): mitochondrial citrate transmembrane transport
Source: RefSeq, a predicted model, not a curated record